Arvicanthis niloticus (Nile rat) is the source of this 713-nucleotide messenger RNA. RefSeq names its product cyclin-dependent kinase inhibitor 2A-like. Gene Ontology annotation, biological process: regulation of cyclin-dependent protein serine/threonine kinase activity; negative regulation of cell population proliferation; regulation of G1/S transition of mitotic cell cycle. The record is from RefSeq and is a predicted model, not a curated record. Gene Ontology annotation, cellular component: cytoplasm; nucleus. Gene Ontology annotation, molecular function: cyclin-dependent protein serine/threonine kinase inhibitor activity; protein kinase binding. Lineage: Eukaryota; Metazoa; Chordata; Mammalia; Rodentia; Muridae.
UCAGGAGCAGAGCGUAGUUCGCCCCCCAUCCUCAGGAAGGAAGGAGGGCCCCACUAGUCACACGACUGGGCGGCUGGGCCGACACUGGAUCUAGGCGAGGAAGGCGAACUCGAGGAGAGCGAUCUGGAGCAGCAUGGAGUCCUCUGCAGACAGACUAGCCAGGGCGGCGGCCCAGGGCCGUGAGCACGAGGUGCGUGCACUGCUGGAAGCCGGGGCUUCGCCCAACGCCCCGAACUCUUUCGGUCGUACCCCGAUUCAGGUGAUGAUGAUGGGCAACGUCCAAGUAGCAGCUCUCCUGCUCUUCUACGGUGCAGAAUCGAACUGCGCCGAUCCUACCACCCUCUCUCGACCGGUGCACGACGCAGCGCGGGAGGGCUUCCUGGACACGCUGGUGGUGUUGCACCAGGCAGGAGCGCGACUGGAUGUGCGCGAUGCCUGGGGUCGCCUGCCGCUCGACUUGGCCGAGGAGCGGGGACAUCACGACGUCGUGCGGUAUUUGAGUUCCGCGGGGAACGUCGCCCAGGCCGACAGGCAUAGCGUCUGCUCAAGCACGCCCAGGUACCUAGGACUUCGCGGCCAAUCCCAAGAGCAGAGCUAAAUCUGGCCUUAGCCCGCCUUUUUCUCCUUGGCUUCACUUUAUAGCGAUGCAUGUCUUCGAGUCUAGCGUGUUGCUUUUAUAUAUAUGCUUUUUACAAUCAGGGGAAGGGGGCAGA